AUGAUUCCUCGGCAUCAUGCUGGUGCCUACUCCAACGGCUAUCCGCGCGGGAACACCUUCGACAUGUCCCCUCAUAGAUUCCAGCCUCGAGCGUCGACUCCGGCCCAGAGACGGCGCCAGAAGCUCCUCGCCCGCCUCGGGGUAGUCUUCGUUAUCCUCCUCGUCUUCAGCCUGUGGCUGUGGCCGUCUAGCCCCGUCGCCUCCCUCGUUUCCUUCGGCCUUCUCUCCACCGGCGACGGCCUCGAGCUCGAGACGGUCCGAUACUAUGACUUGACUAAUGUCCAGGGCACCGCCCGUGGUUGGGAGCGCGAGGAGCGCAUCUUGCUGUGCGUUCCUCUUCGCGAUGCGGAGCCACACCUCGCCAUGUUCUUCUCCCAUCUCCAUAAUUUUACCUACCCCCAUCAUCUGAUCGAUCUGGCUUUCCUCGUCUCCGACUCCAAAGACCGAACCCUGGAGGUGUUGUCAGAAAACCUGGAAGCGAUCCAGGCAGACCCCGACCCGAAGCAGCCAUACGGCGAGAUUUCCAUCAUCGAAAAGGACUUUGGACAAAAGGUCAACCAGGACGUUGAGAGUCGCCAUGGCUUUGCUGCACAAGCUAGCCGAAGAAAGCUGAUGGCUCAGGCUCGCAACUGGCUACUCAGCGCUGCCCUACGACCCUACCACUCCUGGGUGUACUGGCGAGAUGUGGACGUAGAGACGGCCCCAUUUACCAUCCUGGAGGACCUUAUGCGGCAUAACAAGGACGUUAUUGUUCCCAAUGUGUGGCGACCAUUGCCCGACUGGCUUGGCGGCGAACAGCCAUAUGACUUGAACUCGUGGCAAGAAUCAGAGACGGCCCUGGCCCUGGCCGAUACGCUAGACGAGGACGCAGUUAUCGUUGAAGGUUACGCCGAGUACGCUACUUGGCGACCCCAUCUUGCGUACCUUCGCGAUCCCUAUGGCGACCCCGACAUGGAGAUGGAGAUCGACGGUGUUGGAGGUGUCAGCAUCCUGGCAAAAGCUAAGGUCUUUCGAUCUGGUGUUCACUUCCCAGCCUUCAGUUUCGAGAAGCACGCUGAGACGGAGGGAUUUGGAAAGAUGGCCAAGAGAAUGCGCUACUCCGUCGUAGGCCUGCCGCACUACACUAUCUGGCAUUUAUACGAGCCCAGUGUGGAUGAUGUCAAACACAUGGAGGAGAUGGAGCGAGAGAGGCUUGCCCGCGAGAAGGAAGAGGAGGAAAGGAAGAAAAAGGAACAAAAGAUCAAAGAAGAAUUCAGCGAUACGAGGGGUGAGUGGGAAAAGGACAAGCAAGAGAUGAAUGAUCUCAAAGCCCAGCAACGGGCGGCGGAUGCAGACCAGGCCAAAGCUCUGCCUGUGGGAGAGAAGGCUUUUGACAAGGCCCCCGAGGGUAAAAAAGAGGUGGAAAGAGCUCCCGGAGGCGCCGCCGCGAAGCCUGAUGCUCCCGUGGAAGCAGCCAAGGCAGAAGUGAAUGCGCAGAAGGCCGACAAAGUGGAAGGAAAUGCGCAAAAUGAUGAGAAGGUGAAGGUGAAUGCACCAAAGGAAAACAAGGUGGCAGCUUAA
Messenger RNA from Ilyonectria robusta, 1560 nucleotides. Its product is annotated as Anp1-domain-containing protein. Gene Ontology annotation, molecular function: alpha-1,6-mannosyltransferase activity. Gene Ontology annotation, biological process: protein N-linked glycosylation; cell wall mannoprotein biosynthetic process. Lineage: Eukaryota; Fungi; Ascomycota; Sordariomycetes; Hypocreales; Nectriaceae. The record is from RefSeq and is a predicted model, not a curated record. Gene Ontology annotation, cellular component: mannan polymerase complex. Bases 1 to 1560 code for a protein of 519 amino acids. The transcript is spliced from 5 exons.